GCCACCUACCUGCAGAGCUCAGCAGCAGCCAUGGCGGCAGAGGGGGCGCCGCUGGUGAGCGCAGUCACCGUCUACUCCCUGGCAGCCUGCGCUGCCCAGCUGGCACUGGGGUAUGCGUUAGCGCAGCGUCUGGGGAAGAGGUGCUCCGGCACUGACAGAUGGGUGCUGGUCUGGCUUUUCUACGAUGCCAUUGUGCACUUCACUCUGGAGGGGCCCUUCGUAUACCUUUCCCUAGUGGGGACAGUUGCCACGUCCGAGGGGGCACUGGCUUCUCUGUGGAAGGAAUAUGGGAAAGCAGAUGAGCGCUGGCUUCAUUCGGACCCCACAAUUGUAUCUCUGGAGAUCCUCACAGUUGUUGUAGAUGGGCUGUUGGCUGUGCUGUUGGCAUAUGCCAUCAUAAAGGAUAAGUACUACAGGCAUUUCCUUCAAAUCACGCUGUGUGUAUGUGAGUUGUAUGGAGGAUGGAUGACGUUUUGUCCAGACUGGUUAGUUGGAAGCCCAAGUCUUAACACCUCCAACGUUCUCUAUAUGUGGGUUUAUUUAGUGUUCUUCAAUGGCAUUUGGGUUGUAGUUCCUGGACUUUUACUGUGGCAGUCCUGGCUGGAGCUUAAAAAAGUUCAUGGUGGCAGAAGACCAGCUGGAAAAAAGUCACGAUAAGGCUACAUCCACACGACCGUAUCCGUUUUGCAGUUCUGGGAUCAGCAAAAUGCAGAUACCAGCUGUGUGCAGACCCCAUCACCCAAAUACCUAGUUUUGUCUGCAAAACAGACAAGAAUAGGACAUGUUCUAGAAUUAGAAUUUGCAGAACAGCUGCAUGGAUGUGGGCAGCACAUGGAUGACAUCUAUGUGCUGUCUGCAUUUUUUGCAGCCCCAUAGAAAUGAAUGGGUCCGCUUGCGAUCCGUAAAAAAUGCAGAUUGGACACGGACUAAAAACGCAGUUGUGUGAAUGUAGGUUAAGAAUAUGGUUUGAAUCAUUUUAAUUAUGGCAGCAUUGAAAGAUCCUUUGUGACACAUUGCUUCCUUUUUUUUUUUAAUUGAUGUAAUUUAAUAUUUUUUAUAAACACUUUCAUUUAACACA
Messenger RNA from Bufo bufo (common toad), 1078 nucleotides. RefSeq names its product EBP like (gene EBPL). Gene Ontology annotation, molecular function: cholestenol delta-isomerase activity. Gene Ontology annotation, biological process: sterol metabolic process. The transcript is spliced from 4 exons. The coding region runs from base 31 to 657 and encodes 208 amino acids. The record is from RefSeq and is a predicted model, not a curated record. Gene Ontology annotation, cellular component: membrane; endoplasmic reticulum. Lineage: Eukaryota; Metazoa; Chordata; Amphibia; Anura; Bufonidae.